Molecule: messenger RNA, 7233 nt
Organism: Macrosteles quadrilineatus (aster leafhopper)
Lineage: Eukaryota; Metazoa; Arthropoda; Insecta; Hemiptera; Cicadellidae
Gene: tai
Product: nuclear receptor coactivator 2
Exons: 21
Coding region: 444-4616 (1390 amino acids)
Biological process (GO): positive regulation of transcription by RNA polymerase II; cellular response to hormone stimulus
Cellular component (GO): nucleus
Molecular function (GO): protein dimerization activity; nuclear receptor binding
Source: RefSeq, a predicted model, not a curated record
CCAGUUGGAAAAUGGUGCGCGCUAAAAUACGCACCAGUUGACGAUAUAUGCGCGAUGGAUACUGGCGACCCGCGAACAAGUGAACACCGCAAGUGAAGUGAAGUGACGACGAUGACGUUGUCUGCGCGAGUGUGAACGAACGGAAUAUUUUGUUUAUGUCACAUGUCGCGGAAUGUUUGACGCUGGCUACCGUCGACGCGAUAUCGAAUAGUUUCCGAUCUGAUAUGCGAUAAGACUUCGAUAGUUUAGUAACACAUUUACUUAACUCCGUACUUAAAUAAUCUCUGUUCUGUGUGAUAUUCGUAACUAAGUGAUCAGUGGGCUGUGAUUAGUCAGUUGAAUUGUGUGGUGCAGUGAAGUUGUGAGUGUUGUGGUUUGCCAGGCUGCUUGGAUUUCCCGCAACAUUGGAUCCAGAGGAGGAUAUCUUCGAUGAGGGAACUCACAUGUCCUCAGCGGUCGCUGAAAAUGCAGGGCUCGGCCCACAUGACCUCCAAGAUUGGACUAAGAUGAGUUCAGUGACCGCGGGGGUCAACAACAAGAAGAGGAAAAAACAAGAACCCAAGGCUCAGUCGCAAAUCAACAAGUGCCUUAAUGAGAAGCGGCGGCGAGAGCAGGAGAACAUCCACAUUGAAGAGCUGGCUGAGCUGAUUUCCGCCAGCUUCACGGAGAUGAGCUCACUGUCUGUCAAACCCGACAAGUGUGCCAUCCUCCAGGAAACAGUGAACCAGGUAGGCUCACCCAGCCAACAACUAGGUAGGCCAUUGACCAAAUGCGACAUCCUCGAGGAAGCGAUCAACAAGAUCAGAUCCAUCAAACAGCAGGAAAUAACUGCCAAUUGUGAUGCCGCAGUUCAACAAGGAGAGGUCUCCUCCUCUAAGCCUACCAUCAUAGCUCAUGAGAUAUUCGGACCCUUACUACUCGAGGCACUGGAGGGGUUCCUUUUCGUAGUCAGUAAGGAGGGCAACGUCGAGUUUGUCACCGACAACGUUACCAAUUUCCUUAAUUAUAGCAGAGAAGAAGUUCUUGGAAAGUGUAUUUAUAAUUUCAUCCACCAUGGAGACCAUGUCAGGUUCAACCAUGUGCUGAUGCCGGUCAGUAACAUCGGCUGGCUCCCCGGGGUAGACCAAGCACAGAAGAACAGAACCUUCACGUGCCGCCUCCUAGUCAAACCUCCGGACGAACAAGAAACCAUGGAGGAGAAGCAGCAGAGAGUUAGCAAAUACGAGAACAUGCAGAUCUCAUCAACCCAAGUUCCGUUUCCCGGCAACAAGUCCGGGGAGGGGAGUGGUGGAGGGGAGGAGUGUGGGGACUUUGGUCCGUGUCUGAUGUGCGUCGCACGGAGGAUACCACAGAACGAGAAACACCUCCAACUGGGCGCACCGAUCGAACAGUUCGCUAUCAAACUGGAGCCGAGCGGGAAGAUCGUCGCUGUAGACGCUAGUGGACUGUCGAGUAACUACUCUCAGUACAUUAACAAGGACCUUAUAAACUGGAACAUUCACGAGCUUGUACACCCAGCAGACAAGGGGAAGGCAGCCAAUUACCUGAGGGAUAUGUUGGGCGGCUCUGGCAACAACGACAGUGUAAGUCCGAUCUACAGACUUCGGGUGUCUCACACGCAAGACAAGUACGUCCACGUCCAGACCAAGGCAAAGUUCUUCAAGUGUUCAGGCAAUGCGGAGAGUGACUUUGUCAUGGCGACACACUCCAUCAUCAACGACAACGACGUUGUGGCUGCAGAAGCCAACUCUCCACAGUGCUCCCAGAGUUCGGGCAGCGGUAGUGUUGGUGGCCCGUUGAUGGGCAGUGUUAACGGGAACGUGCGCGAAGGAAUGAUGAGCACGAACUUUACGAGUUUCUCGUCAAAUAAUGACUUAAAUUAUGAUUUUAUGGACUUCCCGACGUCCACGCUGGUGGGCGAGCUAGGCAUGAUGACGGAGGAGAGGCCGUGGGAUCGCCCAGAGAGUAGACAUUCAACCCCCGCCCCUAGUCCCCACCCCUCGUUUGCCCCCGCGCAGCCGAGCCCAUACCAGUCCACAAUAUCGUUCCCCUUCAGUCCGAUACCAGAUCAGCCGCCACCCUUGGAAGAAACCAAAGAAACGAGGAAAGACAGCACGGAUAACGGCAGCUCCUCAGAAGGAGACUCGGCGCGGCUGCGAAACUUGCUGCUGAUGAAGCGUCCGAGCGUAGAUAGUGACGAAGGAGGAGGGGGAGGGGGACAGAAACAUCAAGUACUCAAGACAUUGCUGAACCAAGAGGAGGAGGACCCCAGUAAAACUAGACCUGCCUCGGACCCACCCACACCUACUCCCAAGGCGUCUUCCGGCAACAACAUGCUGCUCAAGCUGUUGAAUGAGAAGAGUGAUGAUGAUGAUCAUGAGUCAAGAGCUGGACUGAAGAAGCAAAACGAGCUUCUGACACAGCUGCUGAAGGAGGAAGAAAAUAAGAACCAACACUCGCACAUUGAUGGACAGCAAGAAGACCCUCUGCUCAAGUCGCUCGGCUUCUCCCCGUCACCAGAGGGGGUCGGACGAGCGCGCAAGAGGCCGAGUGAAGAAGGUGACGAGCCACCAGCCAAGCGAGGACCACUCUCGACCCUAGAUACUCUACCACCAGUCAGUACGUCAGCUCCCAGCAACAGCAAACUGUGGGAGAAGAACAAGAUGCUGGCGUCGCUACUGGCCAAGCAACCGUCCAACCCCACACCAGCACAGAUCCCUCCCAUUCCUGCCAGCGUGAUAUCAGCCACGCCUCAGGACAAACUGCCGAGGAUCAUCAAACAACAAGGGUGGUCGGGCGGCAGCAUACAGCAGAGUGGGGUGCUGACGCGGCCUACGCAGCAGAUGGUGGACUCUGUAGCUAGGCAGCGAGCACCUCAACAAUACCAACAACAACAGUACAACAACAACAACAACAGCUGGGACCACAACCAGCGGACUAGCGAUCAGCUUAGUGAUCAGUUCCUUUCAGAUAUACUGGACCAGGUCAUCGACAUCGUACCUGACGCUAUAGCCACUGACCCAGCCUCCAUCAUGGACUUGCUGGACCAGAUGGGUGAAACUCCAGUCACCAACUCCGGCCAGUUCCAACAGACCAUGAGUGAGAAGAUGGCCAUCAAUGCUAUACAGAAGUCUCUCAUGCAGUGUGAGACUGUGGUCAAGAGUCCUACCUACCCCACCAACACGAUGGGUCAGACGCAACAAGGGUUCCCGGGUCCACCACCCAUGUACUCGACGAGACCAAGGUUCAGUGUACAGCAAGGUCAACAGAUCACCAUCCGUCCUGGCACUCCGCAGUACGCCAUCGCCAACCAGCAGCAACAACAACUACUGGUACAGCAGCGGCUCAAGAUACAACAGGCUCAGCAACAGAAACAGCGGUUGCUUCAGCAACAGCAGCAACAACAGCUGCUCAUACCCAUCAAUGCUGCGGCCAGUGGCGACGGUCUGCACAACAUUGACUCGCUCAUCAACAACACAGUCGCGCCCAACGUCUCGUUACAGAGAUCGUCCAGUGUUAAUGACUCCCAACUGUCCCCUAGUAACCUCGUAGCCAGUGGUGGGGGAGGCCCAAUGCUCAACAGUACCAGCCAGAUCUCCCCCUCUCAGCGGCAACCCUACUCCCCCCUCUCUCACCAACCCUUCUCUCCUGUAAAUGGUGGGAUCAACAACUUCCAGGCUGGUGGUCAGUCAGCUGGUCAGCAGCAGGCCAAUGCCCAGGCCAGGUUAUCUCCCUCAGGGUUACCAACCUUCCAGCAAGCCCAGCUGUCCCCUCGUGUCUCUCAGGCACAACAGGCAGGAGGUGGGUACACUGUGAUGAGUCAGGCAGGCUCGUGGCCUCAGCAGCAAGCCAGACUCACUCUACAGCAGCAGCAGAACCCCAUGCUCAAUGCUCAACUCACGGGAGGAGCGUAUACCAACAACAGGACCUUCGUGAGUCAGCAGCAACAGGUGCAACAACAGCAACAACAACGGCCCAACCAGCCACAACAACUGCCUCCUGUGAGGUCUCUGACCUCGCCCAGCGCGCGCCAGAGUCCUUUCCCCGCAGACGGCACGCAGUACCGGCUCCAGAGGACCAUCAGUGCGCCGCCGCAAGCCACCACCCAGCUCCCAGGGGGUGUUCGCCACUACGCCGCCUCUCCAAUGAAGGAACAUCACCCCCUUCUGUCCCCCUCGUAUCCUCCCCAGCCCCACCCUCAUCAACCCCACCAAAUGAUGUACCCGGAAUCUUCACAGUUCUGUUUUGAUCAGAAUUCGUUGCAAUUAUACGGUGCGACGUGUGAUCGAGCCAGACUGCCUGGGGGGGCUGGAGGUAACAACGGCAUGACGGAGUACGUGAGACAAGAGUUGCGUGCGAUGGUAGGCGCGAGACAACAACAGGUACGGAUACUCCCAGGCCAGGUGUCACCGGCGGACUUUGAGGCUCUAGGGCUCUCCUUCGAAAUGUCCAACCAAGGUGGAGGAGAAAGCCCAAAGAUGAACUGGGGAAAUAUGAACUCUGAUAUGUCUGCCGUCUCUCCACAGUCUGCCAUUCAGAGGACGGGCAUGGAGGAGGUGUCAAGGUCGUCAGAUCCCAGCAGAUCCUCUCUCCUGCAGAAACUCCUCUCAGAGUGAUAGUGGCCUCAACAAGUGCAUUAUUGUUAUCUCAACUGACUCUUUAUUUUGUAAUUUUAUUCUUUAACAAGAACUCGAAGCGUAUUUUGUUAUUCGAGGUGCGAGUGUAUACUGCCGUUAAUCCUCAGGUUAAGUUUCGUGCGGUUGGUAAUGUUCAUCUCUUCAACAACUGUACAAAUCAAACCCGUUUGUAUUUAUGUGAUUAUAAGUUUUUGUUGUAAAAUUCUUAUUUUACGAACAAAACCAUUCGGUGUUUACUGUAAUUGUUAAGAUUAUCUUCUCUUUUCUCAUACACGUUUACAAAUAUUGUAAUACUAUUCAUGUAAAAUGUAUAUAUUUCAUAGUUAUUGUUACAUAUUUAUUGUAUAGUUGUUAAAAUUUAAUAAUAUUACCUUAUUUUUACUUGGCUUUGAUUUAUUGUGUAAUUUUGCUAUUGAUUUUCUUAGAUUAGACAGAAAUAAAUAUCAACUCACACCAAAUAUAUUUUCUUAAGGAAUGACGGAGAUAUUGAUGUUUCACAGUGACAGUUUAUUUUUAUUGUAGUGGAAAUCGUUUUAAAAUCUUAAUUAAGAUUGGUUUUAUUAUUUACAAAUGUUGAAGCUAUGAACAGACCCAGAGCCAUACUUGUCUACCAGUCUGUAUACACGCCCUACCAUUCAUUUAUACUCAAAUUAAUAUAAUAUAUUCACAAAUACCAAUAUGUAAUCUCACAAUACUGUAUGUAAUAGUUUUUAUAAGAUGCCAAUUUUUUGGUACUGCCCAAGUCAAUACCUUUUUAAACUAUUAUUUUACAACAUAUACUAACUACGAGUGUUUCAGUUAUUAUUUAUGAUGUCGAAAACACAUUUUUUUUUACUUUUUCUAUACAUGUUCUUUUUAACUUUUUUUAAUUUUCGAAGCUGGUUAUUGAUUUGUAUGUGUUGGUCGCAUUAUUGAGAUUUUAAAAAUAUUGUUAAUAUUUCAAAUUUUAUUUUACAAUGAUUGUGUUGUGCAGACUAUGUUCCUAAGUGUGUAUUGUUUAGCCAGUUUUAUUUAAGUUAUUUCAAAAUAAAUUUGGAAGAUUACGAAUUUACGGAGUUAUUGUUCGCUAUAAAUAAUAUGCAGCAUGAUAAGGAUUGUACAGAGAAUGUUGUGUAAAUUUUAUUUUUGUAUAUAAAAUAAAACUGUUAAAUUUUAUCUUAUUGUGAUUUAAUAAUGUAGGUUAUUGAUGUAAACAAUUUGUCAAACUACUUUACUUUUUUAGUUCCGAUUAAAAGUUUUCAUUCCUUGUUUAAUGUAUUGAUCGGGUUUUAUUAUUUCUCCUGUUUUUUCUAUCAAGAAAUGAGUUGGACAGUACAGUACAUAUUUUCAUAGCUGCGAUUUGGUUUGCAUAUGAAUUAACUCAUUGAACUUUUUCAUGUGUUGUUAACAAUAUCCAAACUCUCGUAAUGUAUUAACGUUUCUCUAUCAAGUGGCUUGAUCCUGUAACAUGUUGCUGUUGUUGUAAAGCUUUGCUAAGCUGUGUAAGUAAUUUUAUGAGAUUGUAUCACUAUUAAUAAUUUUUUAUAUAAAGGCUGUUAAUUUCCUAUAAUGUAAAGCAUCGAUGAUUACAUAAAAAUUAUUCUUUUUAAAUAAUUCUAAAACUGACCUCGUACAGAUAGGCAGUUCAAUUUCAUUGAUAAUUAGGAAUGUUUUGCUACAACCACCCAGCUCAUUUCAAGUAUCGAUGCUCUAUUUUUGAAUCGGUGUCUAAAAAAUUAUAAUGUUUCAUACACGUUUAGAAAUAUUUUCUUAGAUAGGUAGAUGUCUCUAUUUUGCCAUAUCUGAAACUUUUUUAAAGAGAAUGAAUAUAUAAAUGGAUAUUUUUUCUGUAUUUUUUUAUUGUAUUUGUAAAUGAUGAGUUGUGAAUAAAUUGUUAUUGGAAUUGUGAUGGGUGUUCCGGGUUAGUUACAUUAGUGUUUCAUGUCCACUCUCACCAUACUGUCCGUUCAUUUCCCUUCUUCUUCUUCUCUCUAUACUGUGACGCUGUGCUAUAGAAGGCAGUAUAUAUCCUCCGGUUAUGUGAUGAUCAAGUACAAAACCUUUUCUGUGUUAGCUCGCUCAGUUGUUUGCUAUUUUUUACAGUUGUAUAAAGUUAAGGCCCUUCGAUAUAUAUUUUUUUAUUGUAUUUGGAACAGACUUAAGAUUUAUGUUACAGUGCAAACGAUUUGAAACAGCUUAUAGAAACCAAAGCCUUGUAUAUUUGUACAGAGUUAGGUUCGGUUCCGUUUCACUCCUGGACUAUUUUGCACUUCGGUACAUUUAGUUGACAAUAGAAGGGCUGUUUCGACAAAAGAAAUGUCUAAUAGUAAUUAGAGUAAGUAGAAUAGGAGACAUCAGAAAUUAGUCACUUAAUAUUUUUGUAUACAUAUUGAGACCGAAAAAGUUUGGUCCAGUCAAAUUUUUGAAGCGGAAGACUUUAAUUUUUUAUGCCUGCUGCUGUUGUUAAUUCGAUUUGUAUAAUCUUUGUGUAUAAUAUUAUCUUAAUUUUACAUUUUAUGACCCCUACUUGGUUUUGUAAAGAUUGUUCAUUUGGAUGUCCUUUAUGGCUACCAUUUGCCGUUAGUAUGAACAAAGGUUUUAUUAAAGAAGAGUUGAU